AUGCGCAAGCUACGCGGUGGACAGACGAAAGAAACGCGCAAACAGCGCCAGGAGCGGAAGGAGGAAAAUUUAAAAAUCCAGCAACAGAUGAAAACGAUAGUAUUACCCACGAUUGGAGUGAUUUUCCUGUGCAUAGUGGUGUACGUGUUUCUGAAAACUCGCCCACGAUAUGAAGAACUCUAGUCUCGCUAGCCUUAAUGGGCCCUUUUUAAGUUUUUUUUGUUUGUUUGAUUAUUUGUUUGUACCUUUUGCACUGCCGGGACUCUAUCGUGCAAGUGAUGCAGUGUGCGUGAGAUGGUUUCCAGUUAGAUUGAUACUGUAUGUUUUACGACUGAUAUAGCAACGUUUUAAUCACAUGCACAAAUCGGUUAUUUGUACAGCGUAUCGAGAAUAUAUCUACAGAUUAUAUUUACACUAUUA
This is a messenger RNA of Anopheles gambiae (African malaria mosquito), 420 nucleotides long. Its product is annotated as single-pass membrane and coiled-coil domain-containing protein 4 homolog. Bases 1 to 183 code for a protein of 60 amino acids. The record is from RefSeq and is a predicted model, not a curated record. NCBI's taxonomy places the organism in Eukaryota, Metazoa, Arthropoda, Insecta, Diptera, Culicidae. The transcript has a single exon.